CCUUCGUGCUACAGCCUAGUGAAGGGAUAUCUUAACAGUAUUGCUAAUAAUAAUAUAAUUUCUGAUCAUGGAAACUGCAGAGAAUAUCUCCAGUAAUGACUCAAUGUGUAAAUAUCCUGACAUAUACACAACGUCAAUUGGUCAGAGUACUAUUGCAAUGAUUGUAUUUUCUAUCGUGAUGCUGGCGAUAUGUGUUGUUGCUAUUGCUGGUAAUACGUUGGUUCUGUUGGCAUUUGUGAAAAUAACCAAGCUUCGCCGAACUCGUAAUAUGUUCAUUUGCAAUCUGUCCAUUACAGAUUUAAUCACAGGAUUCGCUAUUUGUACAAGAACUAUCAUAGGAGAGGCGGCAUCCGACGCAUUGAAUAUUUCUCUCGUUGCUAUUUCAUGGCUAACCAUUCUCGGCAUUGCUGUAGACCGGUUCAUAAUAAUUGUAGCAGCCCCGAAUACAUACGAACAGAUUGUAACACCUAGGGGAAUCCUAAUCACAUGUGUAUGUUUUUGGAUCGUGCCGCUUUCUGUCACGCUUCCAUUCUCUAACGAUACUGACAACGUGACUUUGAUCUUGUUUAACGUUCUGCCAUCACUAACGAUGACCGUGUUGUCCUUUAUUAUAAUUCUGUAUGCGAUAAUAUUGUACAAAAUUCGCCGCCACGAAAAGAGACUGCGUGAUAUCAAGUCAAAUCGGCAAUUUCGUGAGACGCGUGCCGUUGCUAAGGCGUUUACGCUGAUUCUCGGCGUCGCUGUCAUUGUGACGGUACCGUGGGCGAUUGAAGCAUUUAGGAUAUCUUUGAAGAAGAGAAGAUCCGGCCAGCCUUGUUACUAUACAUCCGAAACAUUCUUUAUUUUUUCAAUCAUCGGUCUCACGAACGCGGCUGUGAAUCCUUUUAUCUACUGGCGGAAAAUGCCGGGUUUUAAAUCUGGGAUACGUUCACUGUUUAGAGGAUGCUGCAAAAAGGACCCUGGGGCAGCAUCUAGCCAUUUGAGUUCAAUAACUACAAAUAAAAAGGACGAAAAGGUCAUAAAUGACACUGCUCAUAGCCCACCCGGAACAGUCAGCCAAUCGUGCCCCGAUAGCUCUGUAUAGAUCAAUUCCUAUUAUUUAAAAACAAAAUCAGCCUUUCUCAGAGUAUUGGUUAAUCGUUUAGUCUUGUACAUUUCUUUGAUAUUAUGGCUUGUAUUUUGCAUAUCGCUGGAUGCCAGGCAGCAAAGAACAAAGAGGCCAGAAAAUGACAUUGACCUGGUGCUCAAGACGGAUGUUUAUUACUUAAUUUUUUUUUAUAACGACGCAACCAAACUUGUGUCACAGACCAUUAUUAGGGUCUGUGCUUGUGUGAAGAAUAACAUUGUAAACUACUGUACAAUACAAUAUUAUCCUUACAUUGAGACUAAUAGUUUUUGUUUUAUGUUACCAUGCAUUCUGUGCUUCGUGGCGUAAGCCUAGAGUGUUCGUUAAUAAAAUUCACGUCGGCCACUUCAGCGCUAUCGUUAUUCAUAAUUAGGCAUAAUCUGCAUACAAUUAUCUAAUUGAUUAUCAUGAAACAUUAUUACUUGAGAGAAUGCUUUUUUAGCUCUGUAUGAUCAUAUACUGCCUCGUCCCUUUGUUAUUGUUGCUAAAGCUGGUUUUCCACCAGCGUGAACACUCAAAAUAUUUGAUAUACCCAAUGACUGGGUCGAAAUUACCCAAGAUUCCGCAAAAAAUUGCCCAAAAUUACCCAAGCUUCCU
Anneissia japonica is the source of this 1723-nucleotide messenger RNA. RefSeq names its product histamine H2 receptor-like. Lineage: Eukaryota; Metazoa; Echinodermata; Crinoidea; Comatulida; Comatulidae. The record is from RefSeq and is a predicted model, not a curated record. Gene Ontology annotation, molecular function: G protein-coupled receptor activity. The transcript has a single exon. Gene Ontology annotation, biological process: G protein-coupled receptor signaling pathway. Gene Ontology annotation, cellular component: membrane. Bases 68 to 1084 code for a protein of 338 amino acids.